Molecule: messenger RNA, 3109 nt
Organism: Mustela erminea (ermine)
Lineage: Eukaryota; Metazoa; Chordata; Mammalia; Carnivora; Mustelidae
Gene: SMPD3
Product: sphingomyelin phosphodiesterase 3
Biological process (GO): sphingomyelin metabolic process
Cellular component (GO): extracellular region; cytoplasm
Molecular function (GO): sphingomyelin phosphodiesterase activity
Source: RefSeq, a predicted model, not a curated record
GGCAUUUGGGAAGGAGGCGGAGACGGAACAUUCCAUCGAAUGCAAAAGUAACAGAUGCCAUCACAAUCACCCAGAAAUCUGACUAUUAUUUUAGCCUAUGUAACUCCCAAACCACCAGUCAGAAGAGAGAUUCUAUCUUACUCAGAGCUGGCCAGAAGCUGGCCAUGUACUCAAGCUCUGUAGCUGAGCAUUUUCCGAUUCUCAGGCACAGAAUGGGCAGGAAUAGCCAGCCCUGCCCACUGGCUCAUCACCCAGGCUCAGUUUUGGACAGGAAGGUGUUCUAGGUGUCUAGGCACUUUUGUCAGAACUUGAAGGAUGAAGUGUGGCCAGGUCCCGAUUGCGGUGGCUUCCCCUCUUCAGACGAUCAAGAGGGUCCCAGCAGCCCCUCCUCAGGAAGGUUUGUUGUCUUCAUCUGUGUUCUCUGGUGCCUUGAAAUGCCUACACACCGCUCAGCCGGCCAAUCCAUUCCAGGAGGAAAUGCUGUACUUGAAAUGCAGCUGAACACUGGGCCUGCAGAAAUCCUGCCAUUUGUGUGGACUUGUAUUUAAAGUUCUACUCCCACAGAAAGCUCCCUGGCAGGCCUUGGUGGCCCAGUAUGGCGCACUGAGGUGAAUCAUGCCCGGCUGGCCAGCACUCACCACUGACCACCCAGAGACGCAUCUCACCAGGAGGUGACCCCUCCUCCACCUGCUCCCCCACCCCACCCCUCGCAAGAAAGUGCCCGCGCUGCCACGGACACCAUGUAGUAGGGCCGGCCGCGGCGCCCAGUGAGCUGCGAUGGUUUUGUACACGGCCCCCUUUCCCAACAGCUGUCUGUCCGCCCUGCAUGCCGUGUCCUGGGCGCUCAUCUUCCCAUGCUACUGGCUGGCAGACCGGCUCGUGGCCUCCUUCAUCCCCACCACCUACGAGAAGCGCCAGCGGGCGGACGACCCGUGCUACCUCCAGCUGCUCUGCACUGUGCUCUUCACGCCCGUCUACCUGGCCCUCCUGGUUGCCUCGCUGCCCUUCGCCUUUGUCGGGUUCCUCCUCUGGUCCCCACUGCAGUCCGCCCGCCGACCCUACAUCUACUCCCGGCUAGAGGACAAGGGCCUGGCUGGUGGGGCGGCCCUGCUCAGUGAAUGGAAGGGUACAGGUCCCGGCAAAAGCUUCUGCUUUGCCACUGCCAACGUCUGCCUCCUCCCUGACUCGCUGGCCAGGCUCAACAAUGUUUUUAACACCCAAGCGCGGGCCAAAGAGAUUGGGCAGAGAAUCCGCAAUGGGGCCAGUCGGCCCCAGAUUAAAAUCUACAUUGAUUCGCCCACCAACACCUCCAUCAGUGCGGCCAGCUUCAGCAGCCUGGUGUCACCGCAGGGCAGCGAUGGUGUGGCCAAGGCUGUCCCCGGGAGCAUUAAGAGGACGGCCUCUGUGGAAUACAAGGGUGACGGCAGCGGGCGUCACCCCAGUGACGAGGCUGCCAAUGGCCCGGCCUCCGGGGAGCCGGCGGAGGGUAGCCUGGAGGACGCCUGCAUCGUGCGCAUCGGAGGCGAGGAGGGGGGCCGGCCCCCUGAAGCCGACGACAGCGCUGCUGGGGGCCAAGCCAGGAAUGGGGCUGGUGGGGCCCCCCAGGGCCAGACACCCAACCACAGUCAGCGGGACGGGGACUCGGGGAGCCUGGGCAGCCCAUCGGCCUCUAGGGAGUCCCUGGUGAAGGUGCGGGCCGCGGCAGACGGCGGCGGCAGUGGGGAGCCGGGCGCCACCAACAGCAAGUUCCCCUACAAGGCCUCUGGAGUGAAGAAGGCGGCUGCGCGCAAGAGGCGGCACCCGGACGAGGCCUUUGACCACGAGGUGUCCGCUUUCUUCCCCGCCAACCUGGACUUCCUGUGUCUGCAGGAGGUGUUUGACAAGCGGGCAGCCGCCAAGUUGAAAGACCAGCUGCACGGCUACUUCGAGUACAUUCUGUACGAUGUCGGGGUCUAUGGCUGCCAAGGCUGCUGCAGCUUCAAGUAUCUCAACAGCGGCCUCUUCUUUGCCAGCCGCUACCCUAUCAUGGACGUGGCCUAUCACUGUUACCCCAAUGGGCGGCGCUCCGAUGGCCUGGCCUCGAAAGGGGCGCUGUUUCUCAAGGUGCAGGUGGGAAGCACACCUCAGGACCAAAGAAUUGUCGGGUACAUUUCCUGCACACACCUGCAUGCCCUGCCAGAGGACAGUGCCAUCCGGUGUGAGCAGCUGGACCUGCUUCAGGACUGGCUGGCUGAUUUCCGAAAAUCUACCUCCUCGUCCAGCACAGCCAACCCCGAGGAGCUGGUGGUGUUUGAUGUCAUCUGUGGAGAUUUUAAUUUUGACAACUGCUCCUCAGAUGACAAGCUGGAGCAGCAGCACUCCCUGUUUACACACUACAAGGACCCCUGCCGCCUGGGGCCCGGAGAGGAGAAGUCCUGGGCCAUCGGUACCAUGCUGGACACAGACAACCUCUACGACGAGGAAGUGUGCACCCCUGACAAUCUGCAGAAGGUCUUGGAGAGCGAGGAAGGCCGCAGGGAGUACCUGGCCUUCCCCACCAGCAAGAGCCCUGGGGCAGGCCAGAAGGGACGCAAGGACCUGCUGAAGGGCAAUGGCAGACGCAUCGACUACAUGCUGUACGCGGAAGAGGGGCUGUGCCCGGACUGGAAGGCCGAGGUGGAAGAAUUCAGUUUUAUCACCCAGCUGUCCGGCCUGACUGACCACCUUCCAGUGGCCAUGCGGCUGAUGGUGUCUGCAGGGGAGGAGGAGGCAUAGACCAGCCACGUCAUUCCGAGCAGCAGGGCCUCUGCCAGCCCUUUGAGCCGCAGCACCUCUCUGGCCGUGUCCCCUUCAGCCAGCACCCCUGGUGCUGGGGGAGGAGGGCAGGGACCCGGGGGUAGCCUCAGUCUGUCCCAGGUGAGCUGGAACCAGCGCCGCCCUGCACCUCUGGGCACUGACUGUGGACAGAGUCAGGCCGGCCUUGGGAGCCGCAGCUGCCCAACAGUGCCAUUCUUUCAAAACAUGAUUUUCUACAAAUCUACAGCACAACCUAGUUUGUAACCCGGGGGUUAGUAUGAGAACCGGGUUUCUGUACUCUUUGUAUCUCUUCUCAAGCUUCGUCCAGGGUUCA